UGAGGUGGUGGGAGAGAGAGAAGUAGAGAGAGAGAGAGAGCGAGAGAGAGACUGUUUCUCUGGUCUAGUUCAGGCAGUUCUUUUCUCUUCUCAAGGCUUCCUGGAUAUUACUGGAUGGUACUGUGUACUGCAACGCUAGCCUAGCUCUCUCAUCCUCCUCUCCUCUCAUCUUCCUCUCUGCCCUGUACGUGUGUUGGGAAGGUGCCUGUCUCAGGUGCAGACAUGGCCACCUCUGUGCUUUCCAGGAUUAUUCUAUGUCUAGCUAUAUCUCUGGUUCCGGUAUUGACAGUGACCAGCCAGGAUGUCAACCUAGGGCACGAAGACAGCUGUGCCGAAAACGGCAAAGUCUACAGCAACAACGAGAUUUGGAACCCGGAGCCAUGUAAGAUCUGUGUGUGUGACCUGGGGACAAUUACCUGUGAGGACAUCCGAUGUGAAGACCUAGCCUGUAAGGAAAGCAGCACCCCUGAGGGAGAAUGUUGCCCUGUGUGUUCUGAAGCCGCAGGUACCCAGGGCCAGCAGGCUACUACCUGGGAUAAUCUGCUACCAAAGAUCAAAACAGUAGAGGAGAAGAAGGAUGAGACCUGCAGGGACAACGGGCAGGUGUACGCCCACAACGACAUGUGGACCCCAGAGCCGUGCAGGGUGUGUGUGUGUGACAGUGGAACCACCAUCUGUGAGGAGGUGCAGUGUGAGAUGGUGGGGAACUGUGAGAAGGUGACCAUCCCUGAGGGAGAGUGCUGCCCCGUGUGUGACAGCUUCUCCAGCGCUAACAGGAGGAUAGAAAUGAUGGCGUUCAAGGGUCAGAAAGGCGAACCUGGUGAUAUCCCUUACGUCGUGGGGCCAGUAGGUCAACCCGGACCAAUGGGUCCUCCCGGAGCUCAGGGGAACAGAGGAUACACUGGUUUCAAGGGCAGAAAAGGUUUACAGGGCCCAGCUGGCAUCGACGGGGAACCAGGAGUCCCAGGGAACCCUGGUGAGCCAGGAUCCCCCGGCCAGCCCUCACACCCUGGGGGUCAGCUGGUCUCUCAAAUGGCAGCAGGCUUCGGUGAGAAAUCAGCUGGGAUGAUGGGAAUGAUAUCUGGCAACAGGGGUGAGGCAGGACCAAGAGGGCCUCCUGGACAGUCCGGUCAACCAGGCUCUACAGGGGGGCAGGGGGCCCCAGGAGACGUUGGAGACCCCGGAUCCAUGGGUGGCUAUGGUUACAGAGGACCUGAGGGCCCACCAGGAAAACCAGGACUAGAUGGAGAAUCUGGCCCAACCGGAAUAGAAGGAGAUAAAGGAGCCGCUGGAUCUGCCGGUGCCAGAGGUUUCCCAGGACUGCCAGGUCACCCUGGACUGAAAGGCCUUAAGGGUCAUGCAGGUCUUCUAGGAGCGAGAGGUCAAUCUGGUGCUGCUGGGUCAAAGGGCCCAUCAGGUACUCCAGGUGGAAUGGGGCCACCUGGUCCUGCGGGUCCAGCAGGAAUGCAAGGGGAGAGAGGAAGGAGUGGGCCAACUGGACCAGUGGGGAAACGUGGUGAAUCUGGACAUAUUGGGAAAGCAGGACCACAGGGUCCUAUGGGGAUCACUGGAGCUCUAGGAUUCCCAGGUAGUCCAGGUAUAAAGGGGCAACCAGGGCCCCCAGGAGCACGAGGGACAGGGGGCCAGCAAGGACUAAGAGGGGAGGCCGGACGCGUGGGAUUGGCUGGAGCUACGGGAAUUCAGGGUCCAACAGGAACAGAGGGUGCUGCUGGAACCAAAGGGCCAUCCGGAGCUCCAGGUGUCCAGGGUCCGACUGGACUGCUUGGCCCCGCGGGGCCCCCGGACCACAGGGAACCACUGGACUGCCCGGGCCUAAGGGCCAACUGGGUGAUUUAGGCAUUCCCGGAUUCAAAGGAGAGGCUGGAUUCAAGGGAGAAUCUGGUGCACCUGGUGAACAUGGAGCGCUGGGUCCCAU
Oncorhynchus masou masou (cherry salmon) is the source of this 1936-nucleotide messenger RNA. RefSeq names its product collagen alpha-2(V) chain-like. Gene Ontology annotation, molecular function: protein binding. The transcript has 24 exons. NCBI's taxonomy places the organism in Eukaryota, Metazoa, Chordata, Actinopteri, Salmoniformes, Salmonidae. Gene Ontology annotation, cellular component: extracellular matrix. The coding region runs from base 223 to 1857 and encodes 544 amino acids. The record is from RefSeq and is a predicted model, not a curated record.